This is a messenger RNA of Heterobasidion irregulare TC 32-1, 4518 nucleotides long. RefSeq lists its product as uncharacterized. Gene Ontology annotation, biological process: DNA repair. Gene Ontology annotation, molecular function: histone binding; ATP hydrolysis activity; ATP binding. Bases 1 to 4518 code for a protein of 1505 amino acids. The transcript has 16 exons. Gene Ontology annotation, cellular component: Ino80 complex. Lineage: Eukaryota; Fungi; Basidiomycota; Agaricomycetes; Russulales; Bondarzewiaceae. The record is from RefSeq and is a predicted model, not a curated record.
AUGUCCCAGUCGCCGCCAAAGAAGCGAAGAAAGACCGCGGACGACGAUGCGGAUUACCAGCCGCCUGGUUCGCGACGCCCGGGACUCCGUCGACUCCCUGCGAGGAACAGACAGUUACGAACGCAGUCUCCGAUGACUGAAGUGACUGAACAUGAGCCCGGAGAAAGGUAUGAGCCCACCGAGGAAGACAGACGUCUUGUGUCGUCUGAUCUCAGCGACUGCGAGGAGGUAUGGCUCGGGGAAUUAGGCAACUACAUGUUAGAGACACAAAAGCGAAAAAGGUUGGUCGAGGAAUAUUUUGCCCAAAGUGCUGUGGAACGGAGUCUCGCGUACAUGGACCAUCUAUCGCAGCGUUAUGCGGACACGUUGAGAAGGAUCCCGCUUCCACCACCUCCACCACCUCCGCGACCACUUCCUGUCCACCCAAGCGUUGACGACGAGCUUCUGUCUACAUUGCACGCUCCCUCAUCCAACUCUGAGUUUGCCGAUAGCCAGGAACACGGCUAUGACAAUGAUCCGUCCAACCGACGCUCAUUUCGUUCCACGAACGCUGCUGAGGAUGCCGCGCGGGAGUUAGAGGAGUCUAUUCUUGGGCCAGGGAAAGGAAAAGGAAAAGGAAAGGACCCCAAGCGUCCUGCUUCCCGCGGAGCCUCCGAAGCUAGUAGCAGCGACCUCGAAGUUCCCCUUGAUCCAAAGAAACACGCAAGUAAGAAGAGAAAGCUCUCGAAACCCGGUGGUGAUAUAACAGCAGAUUUGGAGCGAUCCAUUGCUGACGAUCAGCGUUCCGUCGCUUCGACGCAGGAUACUGUGAGGCUUAUGCCGGCAACAAAGGGACGGGGAAAGGGGAAGGGCAAACAGGUUCUACAACGGGAACAGAGUAUGGACAGUAUCUCUACGACACCCAAGGCAGCACGCAAGAGGCCAGGCCCACGUCGGAAGGCAGGUACGUUACCCCCCCACACGCAAGAGCACUUGGGCAUCGGGUCUAUCGCCGCCUCGGUCGCGGGUGACUCAACGCCUGCAGGUUCACGGCCAGCAUCUCCAGCCCUCACAGCAACAGAUGCUACGGUGUAUGAGAUCGACGAGAUCCCGCCGCCGUUGAAGAAAGCCAAAAAGGUAGACGAUGCAACAAUGUUGAAGCGCGUGAAGGUUCUUGAAGAGGCGCAGCGAAAGGUGUGGAAGAGCAUCGCGCGUCGUGAAGUUGCCAAGGUCUACAAGUACCAUGCCAUGGGCUACCAGCAACAUCAGGCUCAGCUAAAGCGGGUGGCAAUGCUCUCUUCUAUCCAAGCUCGCCGACCCUUCACCCGAACCCCCAAGGCAACAAAGGACGUGCAAGCGAAGAGCAAGCGUCUCAUGCGUGAAAUGCUCAUCUUUUGGAAGAAGAACGAGAAAGAAGAGCGCGAUGUGCGCAGGCGAGAGCAGAAGGAGGCGAUUGAUCGAGCCAAGGUUGAGGAAGAGAAACGGGAAGCGGCGCGGCAGGCGCGAAAACUUGAGUUCCUCAUCAGUCAGACGGAGCUCUACAGUCAUUUCGUGGGCAAUAAAUUGAAGACCGCCGAAGUUGAAGGAGAGGCUGCUGACUCGGCUGCUGUUCCUAACGGUGCCAACCUCGAUGACAUUGACCCGAGCACUUUGCGGGACAUUAAUUUUGAUGAAGAGGACGCAACAAAUCUUUACAGACAUGCCAGGGUCAGCGCUCAAGAAGCUGUGUCUGCUGCGCGUCGGAAGGCCGUGGCUUUCGAUACGCAGACCGCUCUUGAACGGAAAACGAACGAAGCUAUUCAGUUAGCCAAGCAUCAAGCUCAUAUCCGAGAUGACGAUGACUCAGGGCAGCCGGGAGCAGGAACAUCGUCUACCCCUCUCGUGGAUUUGGAUUCGGACGAACUCAACUUCCAGAAUCCAACUUCGCUCAGCGGACCGCUGACAAUUGGGCAGCCCCAUAUCCUCAUGGCUCAGUUGAAGGAAUAUCAAUUGAAGGGUCUAAACUGGUUGGCAACUCUUUACGAACAAGGCAUAAAUGGCAUCCUCGCCGACGAAAUGGGUCUUGGAAAGACCGUGCAAUCAAUAUCGUUGCUGGCUUACCUUGCUGAGACCCAUGAUAUCUGGGGUCCUUUCCUUGUCGUUGCGCCUGCAUCCACACUCCAUAAUUGGCAGCAAGAGAUCAGUCGGUUCGUGCCUACUUUGAAGGCUUUGCCUUACUGGGGUAACGUCAAGGAUCGAGCCACGCUCCGGAAGUUCUGGAGUAAAAAGGAGAUUAGCUAUAACCAAGACGCUCCUUUCCAUGUCCUUAUAACCAGUUAUCAGCUGGUCACUCAAGAUCAACAGUACUUCCAGCGCGUCAAGUGGCAAUACAUGAUUCUUGACGAAGCUCAAAACAUUAAAAAUGCUGCCAGCGUUCGAUGGAAGACACUCCUGGGAUUCCAUUGUCGCAAUCGCUUGCUUCUGACUGGAACUCCAAUCCAAAAUUCCAUGCAGGAGCUCUGGGCGCUUCUUCAUUUCAUUAUGCCCAGUCUGUUUGACUCUCAUGACGAGUUCAAUGAGUGGUUUUCCAAGGACAUAGAAAAUGCGGCGGAGAAUAAGGGCAGCAAGCUGAACGAACAUCAACUUCGUCGGCUGCAUAUGAUAUUGAAGCCUUUCAUGCUCCGUCGUGUCAAGCGGCAUGUGCAGAAUGAGCUCAGUGAUAAGGCAAGCCUUGAAUAUCCGUAUCUAAGUGCCAGGCAGCGGGCGAUGUACCGGGCUCUUCAGGCAAAUGUGUCUGUCGCGGACUUGCUCGAAAAGGCUGCGAACAUCGGCGAUGCCGAUUCCGCGCGGUCACUCAUGAACCUUGUGAUGCAAUUCCGUAAAGUUUGCAAUCAUCCAGAAUUGUUCGAGCGUGCGGACGUUGUUGCCCCGUUCUCGUUUUCUAGGUUUGGGCAAUCCGGGCCUUUGAAUCGCGAAGGCGACUACCUCAUAGUGCCGUAUUCGACUCGCAACCCCAUUGAAUAUGCGAUCCCCACUCUGUUCUACCUCGAUGGCGGGCUCUUGGAUGUACCGACCGAGAAUUCGACGUACCUGAGAUCGGACAGCAGCGUUCUGAGUAAGAUGAUGAACAUAUGGUCACCUGAUUGGAUAGAACGAUCCUUGUGCGAGGAUUCACUUUCAGGCUUCUCUUUCCUUCGCUUUCUCGACAUGACUGCUGGUGAGGCACACGCCCUCCAUGUGGCGCCACUUCUGCACAGACGUCUUCUCGCUCUCGAGGAGGAAGCUGAGAGAGCUAGCCAGGAUCCAUACUAUCUCGACUUUGGCGUCUCCUCUAUAGCUAGCCGUUUCCGGAUUCCUUUCGGAAAUAUAUCAUCGUUGGCAGACAUUGCAGAGGGACAGCCUGAACUUCGUGCCAUAUCGACAGCGAUGUGGUCAUCAUCAUGUUUAUCCAGGCCGAGCCUGAAGUGGUUCAUACCCUCCGUGGUCGCUCCGCCUGUUGCCAUGUACUGUACGGAUAGGAACUUCAUAGAGCAUCAGUCGGCUCUGCUAGAAGGACCACUCGAAACCCUCGCUCUCUAUGGGUUACAGCCAAGUCUCCGAGAAUCUGUCGAGGCCUCCGCAGAAUAUGGUCAUUUGAUUCCCGGAGUUCCAUCUGUAGGCUUGAUUGGCUCCUCCUCCUUUGAUCAGCUACCUCUUCCCAUUAUGCAAGUUCCGGAGGCCAAAAGUCUCAUAUAUGAUUCGGCGAAGCUGGCUCGACUAGACGCUCUGCUACAGGAACUCAAGGCUGGGGAUCACCGUGUCUUGAUCUACUUCCAAAUGACUCGGAUGAUGGACCUCAUGGAGGAGUAUCUGAUCUACCGACAAUACAAAUAUCUGCGCUUGGAUGGCUCGUCAAAACUAGAGGAUCGACGCGACAUGGUCAUGGAUUGGCAGACGAGGCCCGAUAUCUUUAUAUUUAUUCUCAGUACCAGGGCUGGCGGUCUCGGUAUUAACCUGACCGCUGCAGACACAGUGGUUUUCUACGACCAUGAUUGGAAUCCAUCGAAUGAUGCUCAAGCUAUGGACCGUGCUCAUCGUCUUGGACAGACGCGGCAAGUCACGGUGUAUCGUCUGAUCACGAGGGGCACCAUCGACGAACGCAUUGUCCAACUCGCCCGUGUCAAGAAAGAUGUUCAAGAUAUCGUUGUCGGUAACAAGAAUUUCACUGAUGUCACAAAACCAAGCGAAAUUGUCCAGCUGCUACUCAACGAGGAUCAGUUGGCGAAUCUCGAAAGCGGCGUUUCGGACAAGACCGCAGGCAAACGUGCAGCACAGCCAAACGGAAACGGAGACACGAUGCGUGACCUCUGGACCGAAGAGGGAGACGAAUUUUUCGGACAUUCCAAUGCCGCAUCAAAUGGACCUACGGAGCAAACCAAGGAUGACGAAUCGACACCGGUCCCAACCUCUGUGCGUGGCAAGAAGCGGAGGGCUGACGGGGGAGGCACUGGUCGCGGGCGAGGACGGGGCAGGGGCAGGGGUGGCAAGCAGAAAUCGACUGGUGCCGUCAUAUCGGCUUAA